AUGAGAAGAUCCUACAAGAGAAAGUGCAGACGAUCCCCUGUGUUAAAAGGAGAUGCUUACAGGUCACCUAAUGCGGCCCGAGACCCAUGUGGGGUGAGAGCCGCUGGUACGGCACCAGGGCACCGAGACUUGAGAGCUAUCAAUUCAGCUGAUAAGAAAGUCACCUUCGCGGACAGGGACAUCAAUUUAGCGAUGAAGGUUGAAUAG
This is a messenger RNA of Perkinsus marinus ATCC 50983, 207 nucleotides long. RefSeq lists its product as hypothetical. The transcript has 3 exons. Bases 1 to 207 code for a protein of 68 amino acids. The record is from RefSeq and is a predicted model, not a curated record. NCBI's taxonomy places the organism in Eukaryota, Perkinsozoa, Perkinsida, Perkinsidae.